Messenger RNA from Maylandia zebra (zebra mbuna), 8994 nucleotides. It is a transcript of the gene magi2a, whose product is annotated as membrane associated guanylate kinase, WW and PDZ domain containing 2a. Lineage: Eukaryota; Metazoa; Chordata; Actinopteri; Cichliformes; Cichlidae. The record is from RefSeq and is a predicted model, not a curated record. Gene Ontology annotation, cellular component: cell-cell junction; dendrite; cytoplasm. Gene Ontology annotation, molecular function: beta-1 adrenergic receptor binding; signaling receptor complex adaptor activity; type II activin receptor binding. Gene Ontology annotation, biological process: receptor clustering; signal transduction.
UCCAGCUGCUGUGCGCGUGAGUGUGUGCGAGGACAUGGAUACAGCUGGCGUUUACCACUGAAACCGAUCACUUUACAGUGCUGCCGUGACACUGAGGCACUUCCGAGAGCGACAAAACUUCUUCCACAGCCGCACUCAUGUGAUUUUCCCUUUCUUCGAGCCAUGUCCAAGACCCUGAAGAAGAAGAAGAACCACUGGACAAACAAAGUCCACGAGAGUGUCCUUUGCAGGAAUGAGGAGGGGGAACUGGGGCUGGAGUUGAAGGGCGGCGCAGAGAAUGGACAGUUCCCGGUUAUCGGCGAGCUUCUCCCGGGCGGAGCGGUCUGCCAUAGCGGCAAACUCUUCCAGGAUGAACUCCUGCUGGAAGUCAAUGAUACCCCUGUGGCUGGACUCACCACCAGGGACGUCCAUGCUGUGGUCAAGCACAGCAAAGACCCCCUCCGACUCAAGUGUGUCAAACAAGGGGGCGUGAUAGACAAGGACCUGCGCCACUACCUCAACCUGCGUUUCCAGAAAGGCUCAGUGGACCACGAGCUGCAGCAGAUCAUCCGGGACAACCUCUACCUCCGCACCGUCCCCUGCACAACCAGGCAGCCCAAGGAAGGAGAGGUCCCGGGGGUGGAUUAUAAUUUCGUGACCAUUGACCGGUUUAUGGAACUGGAGAAAAGUGGAGCCCUGCUAGAGAGUGGAACAUAUGAAGAUAACUUUUACGGCACCCCAAAGCCUCCGGCUGAGCCCAGCGCUCUGCUGCUAAAUGUAACGGACCAGCUGCUCCCGGGCGCCAGACCCAGCUCAGAGGGCAAGAGGAAACGCAACAAGUCAGUCAGCAACAUGGAAAAAGCCAGCAUCGAGCCCCCCGAGGAGGAGGAGGAGGAGAGACCCAUUGUCAAUGGCAACGGUGUUGCUGUCACCCCAGAAUCAAGUGAACAUGAGGACAAGAGCACAGAUGCUUCAGGGGACGUCGGCCCGCAGAUCAACCCAGCAGAGGCCCCGAGCGAGGUACCCAAAGAUGAUGGACAGAUUCCGAAGAUGGCAGUGCCCAAACCAGAUGAGAACGAUGAGCUAGGGCCGCUGCCAGACAACUGGGAGAUGGCAUACACUGAGAAAGGAGAAGUCUACUUCAUAGACCACAACACUAAGACAACAUCGUGGCUGGACCCGAGGCUAGCCAAGAAAGCAAAGCCGCCCGAGGAAUGCAAAGAGGAUGAGCUUCCGUACGGCUGGGAGAAAAUCGAUGACCCCAUUUACGGCAGCUACUAUGUCGAUCAUAUAAAUAGAAGGACCCAGUUUGAGAACCCAGUCCUGGAAGCUAAAAGGAGACUCCAGCAGCAGCAGAUGCAAAGCCAGGGCCUGUCCUCGCUGCCCCUUCCCACCAUCUACAGAGUGGAGGAUGCCAGCCCCUGUGCCACCCUCCCCAGAUCCCCCCACGUCCAGGUCGGCCCGGUGCCCGAGCGCUGCCAUAGCCUCAGCGACCUCUCCCGCUCGCCAGCUCUGGGCUGCAGGACUGCUUCGUAUACCAAAUCCUCCUCUGCCGAUGUCUCCCCGCUCCGGCGUGUUCUGACUCGGCGGAUGAAUAUGUGCCCCAAUCACAGGCAGAAACAGCGGCCUCUUCACACAUCCGCCUGUGCUGUAGUGCUAGAGCAGCCAGUCUGUAGCCCCUACUCCCUGUGGCACUUUGUCAAGAAGCCGCUGUUCACGCGGGACCCCACCCAGCUGAAAGGCAGUUUCUUGUCCACAUCACUCCAAAAGAGCAACAUGGGUUUUGGCUUCACUAUCAUUGGAGGGGAUGAGCCCGAUGAAUUCCUCCAGGUCAAAAGCGUUAUCCCCGAUGGGCCCGCCGCAGCAGAUGCAAAGAUGGCUACAGGUGAUGUUAUUGUCUACAUCAACGAUGUGUGCGUCCUGGGUACCACCCAUGCUGAUGUGGUGAAACUCUUCCAGUCUGUACCUAUUGGCCAAAGCGUGACUCUCGUAUUAUGUCGCGGUUAUCCUUUGCCGUAUGAGCCAGAAGAAGCUGCCAACACCAACAACAACACCACCACCAUCAUCUCCCCACUGGGCAUCAUGGAGCAGCGGCCCAUUAUGGUGAACGGCAGGACGGGCUACGAUAACUACCUAGAUUAUCUCACCCGCACGGCACGCUUUGUUACAGACCCCAGUCAGGACCCGGUCAGCGCCCAGCAGCAGCUGCUCACUGGUCACCCAGCGGACACCCACUUAGAUGGCUCGCUUCCUCCCACCACGGGUACUACGCCACCAGACAGCGUCUCUAUGGCAUCAUCGGGCGCGACCCAGGGAGAGCUACUAACCCUGACCAUGGUGAAGGGCGUGGAUGGGUUUGGCUUCACGAUUGCAGACAGCGCCACAGGUCAGCGUGUUAAACAAGUCCUGGAGCCUCAGGGCUGCCCGGGCCUGUGCGAGGGCGACUUAAUUGUGGAGAUUAACAAGCAGCCCGUGCAGGGAUUCGGUCACACACAGGUGGUGGAGCUGCUCAAGGAGUGCCCUGUGGGAGCUGAGACCUGCCUCUUGGUUCAGAGAGGUGGAACAGGUCACUAUUCACCCUGGAAGACCCCUAAGCAGGUGCUGGAGCAGUGGGAGUCCCAGCAGGGCCAGAGCAGCCCUGCUCAGACCAGCCUGUCGGCUCCUGUUAUCCCCCACAGCGCCCCCUUCCCAACACACCAUCUUCACAGGGCCUCGGUCCCUGAGUCUGCCUCCGAGGCCUUGGCCCUGGCAAAGCCAGACCCAUAUGACCUUUAUGAGAAGUCCAGGGCUAUCUUUGAGAGUAGGCAUCCUGGGCAGCCAAGGACUGUUUUCCCUCUGGACUCUUCAGGAGGAGAGUACCAGGACAUCGAGGUCCACCUGCGCCGACAGAAGUCCGGGUUCGGUUUCCGGGUGCUGGGCGGGGAUGAGGCGGGGCAGCCUGUGAGUCCGGAGACGCGUGAGAAGAUUCUCAUCGGGGCGAUCAUCGAGAAGAGUCCAGCGGAUCUAGAUGGGCGCCUGCGGCCCGGCGAUGAGCUGCUGUUUGUUGAUGGAAUCCCAGUGGUGGGGAAGCCACACAGAUAUGUCAUUGACCUGAUGCACGGGGCAGCACGUACCGGCCAGGUGAAUCUGGUUAUCAGGAGGAGGGUUCAGGCGGCAGGCGAGUCUUGUCCAGAAAACGGCCGCAGCCCAGGUUCUGUCUCCACGCAGCACAGCUCCCCACGUAGUGACUUCACGUAUGGCAACAGCACCAGCACACCCCAGGCUCCCAACGCUGGCAUGGGCAACACCGGUGCUACUUCAGACGGGAUCUCGAACACACAACCAAGCGAUGUCAUAAUCAGCCGAAAGGAGAGCGAGGGCUUCGGUUUCGUCAUCAUCAGCUCGCUCAACCGGCCUGAGGCGGCCACAACUAACACUGUGCCCCACAAAAUUGGCCGCAUCAUCGAGGGCAGCCCGGCAGACCGCUGCGGGAAGCUGAAGGUGGGAGACAGGAUACUGGCGGUGAACAACCAGUCCAUCGUCAACAUGCCGCACGCUGACAUCGUUAAGCUGAUCAAAGAUGCAGGCCUUAGUGUCACCCUGAGGAUCAUACCACAGGAAGAGGUGAGCAAUCCUCCAUCAGCCCCCAGCUCGGAGAAGCAGAGCCCCAUGGCUCACCAGCACAGCCCUAAGGCCCAGCUAAACACUGCAGCCUCCCUGUCUAACCAAGCAGUGACAGAACCGAGCCCCUCUGCCAGCCAGCCCAACCCCAUGCCCCACCAGAGCCCUGUGACUCAGCUUCCUGCCCCGACACCUCAGACCUACACCCACGAGAGCAGUUACAGGUCUGAGGUGAAGGCGAGGCAAGAUGUUAAACCAGACAUCCGACAGCCACCAUUCACAGACUACCGACAGCCGCCGGUGGACUACCGGCACCCUCCCGUGGCAGACUACCGGCAGCCGCCCACGUUGGAUUACAGACACCCGCCUCUGCUGGACUAUCGACAGCUAGCCACAGAUGCUAGACAAUUUGCCAUCCCAGAGUACCGAAUGCCACCAGUUCAACUUACACAGGACUUCGACUUCUUCACAGUGGAGCUGGAGAAGAGCGUGAAGGGCUUCGGUUUUAGCAUCCGUGGAGGGCGGGAGUACAAAAUGGACCUCUUUGUCCUACGACUCGCAGAGGACGGGCCGGCCAUUCGCAACGGGAGGAUGAGGGUUGGGGACCAGAUCAUUGAGAUCAAUGGAGAGAGCACUCGGGACAUGACCCAUGCUAGGGCUAUCGAGCUCAUCAAGUCUGGGGGCAGGCGGGUUCGUCUCCUCCUAAAGAGAGGUACAGGGCAGGUCCCAGAGUACGACAAUGCCGCCCCAUGGGAUGGUCGCCCUUCAGCCUCCCCAAGCCUGUCGGAAAUAGCCCCUCCCAUCGAAAGCCUUUCCAUGUCAUCGCCUUCAUCUCAUCUAGCCCCAGCCCCCGACCUUCCUCAUCUGCCACCUCAGGAUGUCCAUCGAGACCCGGUGGCACGAGACAGCAGGACGGAGCAUUCGAAGAGCCCCCAGAAAGCCGAGCUGCUAAACCCAGACCCAAUCGGCCACGCGAGGAGAGCGGCUGCGACCAGCGGGAGCAGCAGAGCUAAGAAGGAGGGUGGCAGGUCCACCCACAAGGGCCUCAGGAUGCAGCCAACUCCUGAUGGGGAAGGGGGCAAGGACGGGCAGAGCGGAGAGCCUAAACCUUCCAGAAGCAACAGAGGAAGGUCCAAGGAGAGAAAUACUAGGGACAAUAGAGAGUCCACUCACUCUCCUAGCAGCUCUAAGCUCCCACACAUUAACGGGAACAGCAGGGAAGAUGUAGAGCGCUGGAGUGGAGCAAAGCAGGGGGAGCUGGAGCAGAGCAAGCCAAGGCCCAGGGAACUAGAAAGGGGCCAGGGAGAGAGCUGGCCUAGCCUACCCAACAAGAGCACCAGCAGCAGCAGCAUCGCAGCGGGGAGGAAGGCCACAGUCUCUCCUGGACCUUGGAAGAUCCCUGGAUCAGACAAGCUGCCCAGCACCCUGCGCACAGGCACGUCCACUCUGAGCAGAUAACCCCGCAGCUUCAGCAGAAAGCAGUGGCCACACUCAUCUGAACUAAACCACCCCAUCUGGAUGAAAGUACCAUUCUCACUCCCUCCUGUGCUCCUGCAUCCCCUCAUCGACCUGUUCUCCCAUACAGUCAAAACCAAGAGGAGGGGGGCAGGGUGAUCUGGACCACGUGUUUUUAAAGUUUUAUUUAUGGAACUGUAUUUUAAAUUAUUUUGGAGAAACAUAUUUUACACCUACCACCUUAAGAACUGGAAAAUCAUCCAAGUUAACACACACACACACAAAAGAAGAGCAAAUAGAGUCUUUGUGUAGCGUGGUGGGAAUCAUUUGUGGAGUAAAUGAAUUUUAAAGACCUCUAUUUUGCUGAACUGAGGGGGGGGGUGCAAACAUGCAAAUAUAAACAACAUAGCAGGAAGUAAAUGUCGGAUGGAUUUUUUUAUAUAUAUCUACACAGUGGAGUCUAUUUUAUGAAAAGGAAUGUUUAACGGAUGUUUUUGAGGAGAGUGAAUGGAUCAAAGAGCGACCGCAGAAAUAAAAUCGACUCAUCAGUAGAAACUUUGCCUUAACAGAGACUGUAUUGGGCCUGAACCUGUCUUGAAUAAUCUAUCAGAUGGUUAUAGACAUAGAUAUAUUAUAACGAAUAUGAAUAUGUGGGAACAUUUUGUAAAUAAGAUCAUCUUUAAGUGAACAUAUAGAAAUUCUAGUCUACAAAUGAGCGAAGCAGCACGACGUGCCCCGGAUCUUUAGGUAGCUCCUUGCUCCUGCACACUCCUGUUCCGCCCUGCGAUCACAGGUCUGGGUCUCAGCAAGCCUGCUGCGAUCGACUGCACGGCCUGUUUGAAUCACUCGGGCUUCAGUGGGAGUGUCUCUUCAAUCUAUUUUCCUUUCUUCUGUGCUUAACGAUCAAAGCAAUCUGCGACAGCGGUGUCCUGUCGGACACUGAGAGAAGGAGCUUGCGUGAUACCAACGAAGGGGCAGAGUGCCUUAGACUGAGGACAAAAGGUUCAACCGUGAAAAUACUGCAGAGGGUUCAACAGAGGCUGCUAUACAACACCCACUCUACAGAUAUAAAUAUAAACUGCAUUUCUUUAGUGUGACACGGUGAAAUAUAUAAUUUAUUUCACAAGCUUAUGUAUGAAAAUGAGUCCAUUAGCGGAGGUAUCCACGGUCCCUUUUUAUUUGUGGUUCAUCUCGGGUCAUGAUGCUUUUCAUUACUGAUUUCUUAAUGAGGUCUGACACCAGUAAUUUCCAUGAAGAAUUGCUUAUAUGAGAUUGUGUAAUCAAACGUCGCCACAUGGCAGACAGAGCUUUGCACCCUAAACCAAACCAAAUUAAUAAAAUCUGAUAUUAAUUCAGUAGAGAAUCAAUCUCACCUUCUCAGAAGCUCGCUUGCGUAACAAUCUGCAUCUCGAAGGAAGGACUGAAUGCUCAUGUGAACGUGACACUUUGUCAGCUGCUGAAUUAAAUUUCUUUUAAGAGAUUCUGUCUACACUGUGUGAUAUUGAGACAUAUAUAUCCAUGCCAAAGCUCUUUUGAGGGUUCCUGUUUUUUUUUUUUUUUUUUUAAGCAUUCCUGCCCAAGAAUCUGACUGACUUUGAAGGCAACGCUUGUAUUUCUAUACAUCAAGCUCGUAACUAGCUAAGCCCUGCCGCCUUUGGUAACUGCCACAGUUCCUGUCAAGCUUUCUAUUCUUGCACAAUGUUUGAUAAAACGGUGACGCUAAGACUUCAAACGGCGCGUUCUUGAUUACAGGCAGAGGUACUUGAAAGCAGCUUGACAUUUAAUGUCACAGGAGGGAAAGAUUUUUAGGAUGAAGACUGUCAGGUGAAGUUGGACAAAAUGUCUCAUCUGUCUCAGAUAGCAUUGCCUGAGGUUGCUGGAACAUAAACUACACAAAAGUACAAAAGUUACGCUGAUACUAAUAAAGAGCGUUGGGGAAACUUGAUUGAAUUAGUAAUUUUACAAAACAAACCUGUAAAAAGACAGAAGAGGUAACCUAGUAACCUUUGCAGCGUGCAAAGCUGCUCCUUUAUGUUUGCUGACUGUCUCGGUUUUCAUAUAAGGUGCAAUGAUGAGUAAGAAAAGAAUAAAAUUUGAUAAAAGUCAGUUCUUUUUUUUUUUUUUACACAGUAUUAAUAUUACUAAAAUGUUUCAAAAGAAAAAGCUACUGCACUGAGGUCAAAUAUGCAUAUGCGUGUGUAAAAAGCUGUUUGCUAGCCUGUUAGCCACAACAGCAUUAAAGUCAUAAUACCAGUAUGUCAGUGUUAUGUUCAGAUAGCUGCACACUCAUAAAGUGGCCAGAAAAAAAUGUACUGGAGUCUAAAAAUAAGCAACGGUAGCUGGUAUUCAGUAGAUUACAGUAAAAAAAAAAAAAGCUAAAAAAGUCCCCUCUUUCCUUUUGACAAUAAAAACAUCUUGGUUUAUUUCCAGACUGCAAUAAAUUCCCAUUUUAAAUUGUGCAUGCAUAAAAGUGUCAUCCACACUUUUAUAGUCUGGAGAGGUGUUCAGUGUGGGUCUUAAAUGUGAGCCUAGUGCGCCGCCAAAGCCGUCGCUGUUUAUAACAAUCAACAGUUCAGUUUUAUUUUUCAUUUUAAGUUAUAACUAAAGUAGGACUAACGUUAAUCCUAAUCUUGAGUUAAUAAAUUAAUAAAAUCUCCAGAUACCUCCAUCAAAAUAUUCAGAAAAGACCUUUGAAUUAAAAACUCGGUAAUACUAAAUGAAACCGAAAAGCCCUACAAAAUAACCAAAAUCCCUGUGAUCAACCCACAGACUGACAGAAAAAUGGGUGGGACUAUUUCAUUGCAUUUAUGGAACAUUUAUUUGUAGUUUCUGUAGUGAAAAACCCUCAUGUAAUUGGAUUACAUGAAUCACUGCAUCAAAACAAAUGUUCAACUGCCAACAAGCUAUAAUAAUAAAAUAAUGUUAAAAAUACUAAUUUAGUUACAUGUAGUUCUCUGUUCCCCAACACUGUAAGUCACCCUGCAAAGGAUUACAGAUAAAGCAUUAAUUCCUUUUGCUAUUGUUUUUAGUUUUGAGGCUAAAUAACUGCACCGAGAUAUCACCCACCCUUAAACGUGCCAAACAGUAAGCACACCACACUCUGCAUGAAUCCAAAGCUUGACAGGGCUGCAGUGCAUUCUUUGAGUCACUGAAUGGCUGUUGAAUGGGAGGAAUCUAGCAAACUGUUAAUUUUGAGUAUUUUUCUCUGAAUGAGAAUCAAAGAGCCUAAGAAAAAAACAAAAAACCUCCUUUCCUUCUUCUGCUGAGGGACAUACUGAUAGUGUUUGAGUGAGCAGAGGGACACAAGUCAUUAUGUUUGCCGUUGUAAUCCGUAAUUACACACGCACUAAGCAGACUGACUUAAAAACACAAUCCAACACAGAGGGUUUGAAAUGGGAGGAAUGGAGGAAUCACCAGCCGGGAGCAAACAAUUGAGCUUUUUCAGUCACUUGUAAAAUGCCUCAGUUACACACCGUCACAUCACACCCAUUUAGUUGGACUACUCCUUUAUUUUGUGACUUCAGAUUUGAGCAGAAGCAGGGAAACGUGUGUCUUUUUUUGCUCUGCCUUUGCACAAAUCACUGCUUUCCACAUCUGAGCUGUCUCCAUCGAGUCAAACUGUAAGUAGUUUUCUAGGGAAAUUUAAAAAAGAAAAAAAAAACCUAGGGGUGUGUUAAAGUGUGUGUUUGAGAACAACAAAGACACGCUUUCGCACCACAAUAUAAACCCCGACAACCUGAGCGGCUCGGUAUCACUGUGUAGUGUAAUAGCAGUGUGUAGACCCUGAACAAAUAUCUCUAUAAAUAUGACUCGGUGUACUAUUGAUGGUCACAAAGACUGUAAGUGGAGCAACUAUUUUUAUGAAAUGCAACACUAUGAAUAUAUUAACUUUUGCAAAAAUCUUGUUUACCUGUAUGAUAUUCUGAAACGCUGUCAAAAUAAACUAAACUCUUGACACAA